Molecule: messenger RNA, 3840 nt
Organism: Paracoccidioides brasiliensis Pb18
Exons: 8
Coding region: 1-3840 (1279 amino acids)
Biological process (GO): nuclear-transcribed mRNA catabolic process, nonsense-mediated decay
Cellular component (GO): exon-exon junction complex; cytoplasm
Molecular function (GO): RNA binding; protein binding
Source: RefSeq, a predicted model, not a curated record
AUGCUUGGUGACACCCAAUGUGGUGUUCAAGUCGUUCUUCAAUAUUUCCUUCGAGUCUUCCGAGGGGAACUCACCGGGCUUGACCGCAUCCCCUGUCUGCCGCCAGCAACAACAACAACAACAACAACGGGUGCUAUAUUGACUGAGGUGAAGAUCGGAGAUGGAUCGCGCAAGGAAGAAUCGUUGCGUGUAAAAGGGGAGUUGCGUAGCUUCAAUGAACGGGCUUGGGCUGGAGAAACUGGUGUCUUCCCGGUAACCAAAUCUCUCGACUCCUCCCUCAAGAAAAACACCGCCUUUAUCAAACGUCUCCGAACCGGUAUCACGCCCACAGCCCUCCCCACCUUCCUUGCAGAUAUUCGCACCCUUUCGCUGCACAAGUAUCUGUCCGAGAUCACCUCUGCGUCCUACGAGGGGCUUAGCAAGCUCAAGUCUCCUGGAGAAAUCGCCACGGGCGUCGAGAUCGCCAGCGCCCUGCACCAACGGUUUGGUCCUGAUGAAUUUACCAAGCAACUUGGAUGGCUGCUGGGUCGAGGCUUGACGACACCGGAUAAAGCGCAGUUGAAGGCGUGGACUCAGGAUAUCCGUGAGAGGGAAGAAAAAGACCGCCUGGCUAGACAGCGGGCACUCCUUCGCGUCGUGACGGAGCUGUGGCUUGUCGGAUUCCUGCGGAGCUUGGAUGAUGUGGAGCGUCCGGAAGAUCUGGGGACAAAGGGGAAGGAUGGUGCAUCUACUAUCGGCGGCAAGGGCUCUUCUUCUGAUGGGAUGACGAAGUCUAGGUCGUCUCAGGCUGCGGCGAAGGGUGAUCAGGACAGAGAGGCAGAGCCGUUCCCCCUGGAAGUGCUGAAGGAUCUUCUGGGGUAUGACCGUGAGCACGUGAAUUUGCCGCUGGCUGUGUUGUUUGCAAGAACCUACAGCUGGGAUAUUUUGGGGUCGAAGGGACUGGAAGAAGGCAGGAAGAAUGUGGAGGCAGAGGGCGCGACCGCGGCGGCUUCGGGGAAGGAUGCGCCGGAGGCUGGAUCUGGCGAUGAGUCUGCAGGAGUAAAUGGAGAAACAAUGGAAGAUGAUCCACCCCUGGCAUCCGAAAAGGUCCAGGUCCGGUUCAAAAAUAUCCUUUGCCGGUAUCUCGAGGAUGUUAAAGCGCAUGUUAUCCGCGAUCAGAAAGCGCUUGCAACGCAGAGUCGAAAGAAUGCGGAGGCUUAUGUGAAGAGCGGCGAAAUUUUCGAAGACCGUCAAUCGAAUUUCGAGAAACAGACAAAAGCCCAUGAAAAGCUUGUCUCUAACACCCAAGUUCUUUGUGAGAUUCUUGGCGUAGACAUGCCGGAUCUCAUGGAGAAGGAAACAGUUGAGACUGCUCUUGGUAGCGGGAUAGGUCUUGUCAAGGCCGGAGAUUAUCUACGUGGACACGGCGAAGGCCCUGGCAUUUGGGAAGAUGAAGAGGAGCGCCGGUUUUAUGAGAAUUUGGUCGAUUUGAAAGGCAAAGUGCCAGCUGUUCUUCUUGAGGAUGGCAAGAAGAAGAAAACUGAUGGAGACGAUCAGGCCAAGAAGAAGGCCGACAGCGAACUCCCCAAUGACGUGGGGGUUGACCAUUCUGGUAAAGGAGAAGUUACGAAACCGGACAACUCUUCUUCGGAACCAGCCAACCAGGAAGCUGACAGCCAAUCUAUUGCCAUGGUUAACAAGACCGUAGGUGCCCAACUUGAUAUGUUGUUGGCAAAGCUUCCAGAACUGCAAACCAAGAAUUCCGUCGACCAGCUGGCACUGGAUUUCUGCUUCCUCAAUUCCAAAGCGUCCCGGAACAGAUUGGUGAAGGCCAUUCAAGAAGCCCCCAAGGGCCGCACGGAUCUCCUUCCCCUCUACGCUCGCCUUGUUGCUACACUGGGCCAGUACCUCCCCGACAUCCCCCAGAGUCUUAUCAGCUACCUCGACGAAGAAUUCCGGAGUCUUCAACGCCGCAAGCUGAAGGAAUUUCUUGGCCAGGUACGCACAAGCAAUAUUCGAUAUUUGGCCGAACUCACCAAAUUUGGCGUUGUCCCUGAACAUGUUAUCUUCCACUGUUUCAAGGUCAGUCUGGACGACUUUUCUCGUAUGAACAUUGAAAUUAUUGGCAACUUGCUGGAGAACUGUGGUCGAUACCUUCUCCGCAAUCCGGAAACAGCACCACGGAUGGCGUCCUUCCUGGAAACUCUUAGCCGGAAGAAAGCUGCCCAACAUCUUGGUCAACAGGAGCGCAUGAUUAUCGAGAAUGCGAUGUACUACGUUGACCCCCCCCAGCGACCUGCUAUCCAGCAGAAGGAGCGCACUCCGGUCGAGCAGUACAUUCGCAAACUCAUCUUUCUUGAUAUGAAUAAGCGGAAUUGCUCUAAGAUUUUGAAGAGUAUUCGAAAGCUUCAUUGGGAGGAACAAGAAGUUGUCCAAAUUCUCGAGCGAAUCUUCAGCAAGCCUGGAAAAGUCAAGUAUGGGAACAUACAUAUUAUGGCCAGCAUUGUCAGCGCCCUCUACCGCUGUCAUCAAGAUUUUGUCAUUAGGAUUGUAGACAAUACACUUGAAUUCAUUACGCUUGGGUUGGAGCAGAAUGACUUCAAGCAGAAUCAACGAAGAGUUGCCGAGAUUAAGUACCUUGGAGAGCUGUACAAUUAUAAAAUGGUCGACUCGCCGGUCAUUUUUGAUACUCUCUAUCGUCUUGUUACAUUCGGACAUGAGGGGGGCAUUCCGGCGCCAGGGAAGAUUACCUUCUUGGAUAUGCCCGAUGAUUUCUUCCGGAUCCGAUUAGUGUGCACCCUUCUUGAUACCUGCGGGGUGUGCUUUGAUCGCGGGCCUGCGAAGAAAAAGCUCGACUUCUUCUUGACAUUCUUUCAGUAUUACCUGUUUACGAAGGACCCCUUGCCCAUGGAUGUGGAUUUUCUCGUUCAAGAUACCUACGCUUUGACUCGUCCGCAGUGGAAGAUUGCUACUGAUCCUGCUGAAGCUUCUCGGCUUUUUAGCGAAGCCAUAGCGCAGAAUUACAAGCUAGAGGAGACUGCGCAAGAGACUGAUAAAGCCCCUGAACCGGAUGAUGAAGGGGAAAGUUCUUCAUCUGACGAUGGAUAUGAAGAUGAUGCCAUCCCUGAUGCGGAUGAAGAAAAGGAUGAAGAACAUUCUUCCAGUGAAGAACUCGAGGAGACCGUUCGCGAUCCAGACCAGGAACGUGAUUCCGAAUCCGAAGAGGAAGAGCAGAUUUUCGUUACCCGCCAGGAAGAACAGCUAGAUCCCGAAGCUGAAGCGGAAUUCGAUCGAGAGUUUGAGAAGAUGAUGGCUGAGAGCUUGCAGUCUCGAAAAUUCGAGCGCAAGGCGAUGUUUGACGUUCCCCUGCCAAUGAGACGUACAACGCGCGAUACAUCGACUUCAGAAGAUAAUCAUGAAAGUAGCCAACAUGCACCAAACACGAUGGCAUUUUCUCUCAUGACCAAACGAGGAAACCGACAACAGACCCGCACUAUCGACCUCCCCUCCGACUCCAGCUUUGCCCUCGCGAUGAAAACGCAACAACAAGCCGAGCGCGAGGAACAGCAACGCAUCAAGAAUCUAGUGCUAAACUAUGACCUAAGAGAUGACAAUGAGCCCAGUGACGGUGAAUUCAACAUCCUUUCCUCCCCUUCCCCAAGAACAUCAUCAAACCCAUCACCCUUCGUGCUGGAAGAGAACCCCAAUACUAAAGGAAUCAUACGCAAUAAUAAAGGCCCGGAUAAGCGUACCCAUCGCGGAGACCCGAGGAGCAAUAAUGAUAAAUCGAACUCGAAUCGCAGCGGGUUCCGUUCCCGCAAGUUACAGCUUAGCGACGUUGAUUGGUACGGUGAAAAUUAG